This is a messenger RNA of Photinus pyralis (common eastern firefly), 3117 nucleotides long. Its product is annotated as methyl-CpG-binding domain protein 4-like. The record is from RefSeq and is a predicted model, not a curated record. Gene Ontology annotation, cellular component: nucleus. Bases 2387 to 3016 code for a protein of 209 amino acids. The transcript has 3 exons. NCBI's taxonomy places the organism in Eukaryota, Metazoa, Arthropoda, Insecta, Coleoptera, Lampyridae. Gene Ontology annotation, molecular function: catalytic activity; DNA binding. Gene Ontology annotation, biological process: DNA repair.
ACUUCGCUGCGAUCCAAAAAUCGCCUUCCGCAAGUUCGACGAUAAUUUCAGGCGCUUUGAAACUUUUUCGUAACCCAAACCGCGCGCCGUUUAUUUCAAAUUUAAAAAUAGCGCGCGCGUGUCGCCAUCUGUUGACGGAUAAUUUCCGUUCGAGACGAUUUUGCCCUUAAAACGUUUUAGAUUUGUUUCUUACAGGACGGUUAAACAAAUGGGCGAUAAACCUCCUCUCGUUAUUUCGUUUAUGUUCUCCUGUUCUUUUGAGGGUGUCCAGGUACCGAAUUUGUUAGAUGACUUGUAUGUUUUUGUAUCCACUUUCAUUUGUAACGCCGCCCUGAAAUGGACCUUUAAAAGUUAUUUAAAGUGGAAAACUGAGCUCGAGACAAGACUUCUUCCUUUUCUAAGGAGUAUUUUCCUCCCCAUAGGCUCCUCGUGUUACAUUCGAUGGUCUAUUUUCAAAAAUGAUGGUGUACAACAGUAAAUAUUUUGGAGAAAUGCGAAACCGGGGGUCUGGGGGGGUAUGGAAUACCCCCCAGGAACCCCCCAGGAAAAAGAAAGGUUGGGUGUUCCUUUUCAGACAAUUACCCAAAGAUCUUACUGCCCUGGAGGUAAUGGCUGAGGGGUAUUCCAUACCCCCCAGACCCCCCGGUCUAACAUUCUACGAUCCUCCUGUCCUCAGGAGUGUUUUGCUCCAUAGGCUUCUAGUUUUACGUUCGAUGAUUCAUUUAAGUGCCAAGAGCACUAUAAAUUUGGGGAAGAAUGCGAAACCGGGGGGUCUGGGGGGUAUGGAAUACCCCCCAAGAAAAAGAAAGGUUGGGUGUUCCUUUUCAGACAAUUACCCAAAGAUCUUACUGCCCUGGAGGUAAUGGCUGGGGGGUAUUCCAUACCCCCCAGACCCCCCCGUCUAACAUUCUACGAUCCUCCUUUCCUAAGGAGCAUUUUCUGUCCCAUAAGCUUCUAGUGUUACGUUCGAUGAUCCAUUUAAGUGCCAAGAGCACUAAAUAUUUUGGGGAAGAAUGCGAAACCGGGGGGUCUGGGGGGUAUGAAAUACCCCCCGGGAAAAAGAAAGGUUGGAUGUUCCUUUUCCGACAAUUACCCAAAGAACUUACUGCCCUGGAGGGAAUGGCUGGGGGGUAUUCCAUACCCCCCAGACCCCCCGGUCUAACAUUCUACGAUCCUCCUUUCCUAAGGAGCAUUUUCUGCCCCUUAAGCUUCUAGUGUUACGUUCGAUGAUUCAUUUAAGUGCCAAGAGCACUAAAUAUUUUGGGGAAGAAUGCGAAACCGGGGGGUCUGGGGGGGGUAUGGAAUACCCCCCAGGAAAAAGAAAGGUUGGGUGUUCCUUAUCCGACAAUUACCCAAAGAACUUACUGCCCUGGAGGGAAUGGCUGGGGGGUAUUCCAUACCCCCCAGGCCCCGGUCUAACAUUCUAAGAUCCUCCUUUCCUAACGAGCAUUUUCUACUCCGUAGGCUUCUAGUGUUACGAAACCGGGGGGUCUGGGGGGUAUGGAAAAUCUCCCAGGAAAAAGAAAGGUUGGGUGUUCCUUUUCCGACAAAUACUCAAAGAUUUUACUGUCCUGGAGGGAGGGGCUGGGGGGUAUUCCAUACCCCCCAGGCCCCCGGUCUAACAUUCUACGAUCCUCCGUUCCUAAGGAGCAUUUUCUGCCCCAUAAGCUUCUAGUGUUACGUUCGAUGAUUCAUUUAAGUCCCAAGAGCACUAUAAAUUUGGGGAAGAAUGCGAAACCGGGGGGUCUGGGGGGUAUGGAAAAAGAAAGAUUAGGUGUUCCUUUUCCGACAAUUAUCAUAAGAUUUUAUUGCACUGGAGUGAAUGGCUGGGAGGUAUUUUUUGACGCAUCCUAUGGACUACAAUCAUGUGUCCAUGGAAAUAAAGAAUAUUAUUAUUAUUAUUAUUAUUCUAUCCCCCCCAGAUCUCCCAAUUCUACAUUCUACGACCUGCCCUUCCUAACGAGUAUUUUCUUACUCAUAGGCCACUCGAUGGACCUUUUUCAAAAAUUAUUAUUGGCACUUACACCAUAAUUUUUUAAAAUGUACCAAAUAAGUGUAUGGGGGAAGAAAAUACUCCUCAGGAAAGGAAGAUCUUAGAAUGUAGGAUUGGGGGAUAUUAUUCCCUUUGGCGCAAUAAAAUCUGGUAUGGUAAUUGUCGGAACACUGAAUCUUUUUUUUUCUUCUUUCCCCCUUCCCCCCAAAAAUAUUCUUUGCAAUUUUUUGGCUUAAUUUUCUCAUGUUCUCCUGUUCCCUUUUUCCGUUUAAUGAUCAGGCAUCAUGCAGUAAGGGUCUCUAGGUUUAGGGAUUUUAUUUUUAAGGUUCACUCCCAAAAUUUGCCAAUGAAAUUUUGUCAAAAAAAUUGAAGUAGAGUGGUCUAAAGCGCGUAAUGCCCAUUGUCUUGAGCAAGUACUUCGACGAAAACGUCCGGCUCGUCGCGGGCGUCUGCGCCGCCUGCUACGCGGAGAACGACGACGUCAAAAUUACGGCCGUCAACCGGGCGUUUCUCAGAAGCUGCCGUCCGAAGCUGUCGAACCUGCUCCGCUUCGCGCCGAAACGAAAGUCGAACGCGUGGAUUCCUCCGCGUUCCCCGCACAACCUCGUCGAGGAGUCGCUCUACCGCAACCCCUGGUCGCUGCUCGUCGCGACGAUCUUCCUAAACAAGACCUCGUGCAUGGCGGCCAAGCCGAACCUCGACGCGUUCCUCGAGGACUUCCGCAAUCCGCACGAGGUCAUCGGCAGGCGGCCGUCCGACCUCGAGCCGUACUUCGUCAACAUCGGCCUGCCGAAGAGGCGAGCGCACCAGGUCUGGCGGAUGUCGCACGAUUACGUCCACAAGGAGUGGCGGCACGUUCGCGAGCUGUACGGCAUCGGAAAGUACGGUGACGACGCGUAUCGGAUCUUCGUGCUGGGCGAUCUCGACGUUGAGCCCACCGAUCGAUUUCUUCGAGUCUAUCGGGACUGGGCGAGGAUGCAUCUGAAGGAACGAGUUCCGUCUUGCAACAUAAACAUCCGUUAGUGCUCUUACCUAAUCAUUAGCCAUAAAUUUUGUGAUAAAAAAAUUGUGCAAGAUAUGAUUAAUGUUGCGUGUGUAUCGCGCCUGUUGGUUAUGCAAACCAU